Messenger RNA from Lachnellula hyalina, 552 nucleotides. RefSeq names its product AP-3 complex subunit sigma (gene aps3). Gene Ontology annotation, biological process: protein transport; vesicle-mediated transport. The record is from RefSeq and is a predicted model, not a curated record. Bases 1 to 552 code for a protein of 183 amino acids. Gene Ontology annotation, cellular component: intracellular membrane-bounded organelle. NCBI's taxonomy places the organism in Eukaryota, Fungi, Ascomycota, Leotiomycetes, Helotiales, Lachnaceae. The transcript has 2 exons.
AUGAUCAACGCGGUGCUUGUGUUCAACAACUCGGGACAACCCCGCCUGACCAAAUUCUACACACAGCUGGAAACAUCAGUCCAACAACGACUCAUCUCCGAAAUCUUCCUCCUCGUCAACGCGCGUGCCCCCGGAUCUUGCAAUUUCCUUCCCCUCCCUCCACUCCUGACCCCCACCACCGCUCCCUCAUCCUCCAACGACGUUCCCAGCCUUGUAACCUACCGGCACUACGCAACGCUUUUCUUCAUCAUCAUCUCCACAUCCACAGAAUCACCUCUCGCUCUAAUAGACUUGAUACAAGUGUAUGUGGAGGCCCUAGAUCGCCUGUUUGAGAAUGUGUGCGAGUUGGAUCUGAUCUUCAAUUUCGAGACUCUGCAUGCGGUUCUCGCGGAGAUGGUGGUAGGGGGCGUGGUGAUUGAGACGGGUUUGGAGAAGGUGGUUGAGGGGGUUAGGGCACAGGGAAAGGUGGCGAAGAGGCCGGUUAAUGAGGGGAUGGGUGGAAGGGGGGCGAUGGGAUCGAUGGGUGGGAAUUUUGGAUGGGCUGCUCGGUGA